This is a messenger RNA of Nicotiana attenuata, 678 nucleotides long. RefSeq names its product agamous-like MADS-box protein AGL27. Gene Ontology annotation, biological process: regulation of DNA-templated transcription. The coding region runs from base 99 to 434 and encodes 111 amino acids. Gene Ontology annotation, cellular component: nucleus. The record is from RefSeq and is a predicted model, not a curated record. NCBI's taxonomy places the organism in Eukaryota, Viridiplantae, Streptophyta, Magnoliopsida, Solanales, Solanaceae. Gene Ontology annotation, molecular function: DNA-binding transcription factor activity. The transcript is spliced from 5 exons.
UCAAUUCGUUUAGAGUAGUGAUCAAUAUUUAAAGUUCUGAUUGCUGAAAGUUUUCUGUCCUUGUGAGGUGGAAAUAGCACUCUAAAUAUUCAAGCUUCAUGACAGUGGGAGAACUGUUACAAACGGUAGAAAGGCAACUCGAGGAACCUGCUGUUGAUGAUCUCAGUGUGACUGACCUUGUCCAUUUGGAAAACCAACUGCAAACUGCUCUAAUGCAAGCCAGAUCUAGCAAGACGCAUUUGAUGAUUGAAUCUAUCCAAAGUCUUCGCGAGAAGGAAAAACUGCUGAGUGAAGAAAACAAACAUCUGGAGAAGCAGAUAGCUACGACGAAGAACAAGAGAGAAGUGAACAAUGGGAUGGCUUUAGAUUUCACUAACCUUACACCAGCCAGCAUGAAUUGUCGGCAGCAAAAAGCGACCCUGAAUUUCCUCUAGUUAUAAUUCAGGAAAGGUUUCCUGUUGAGGCUCAACUGGAACAACUUGCCAAGGUUAUCUGGUGCAUCUUUACUUUGUAAAUUCCCAUUAAUUGUACCAAGUGUCCUGCUGUACCUGAAACACUGCAAAUAAGGAGUUUCCAGAAUUAAUAAAAGAUAUUGGUGUAAUCUUUAAAAAUAAGUAUUUGAAUAAUGUUCAUCUGUAAGACCAAUUAAUUGGUUGUGAGCGUGAUGAGUUCUUUCCA